AUGAAGGUGAAAUGUGCCCAGCUUCAAGCUCUUCGCAAAGAGUUUGAGAUUCUUCAUAUGAAAGAGGGAGAGUCUGUUUUUGACUAUUUUUCAAGGACGAUGCUGAUUACAAGUAAGAUGUACAUCCAGGGUGAAAAAAUGGAAGAUGUUAUAGUAGUUGAAAAAAUUCUUCGAUCAAUGACAACAAAAUUUGACUAUGUUGUCUGUUCAAUCGAGGAAUCAAAUAACAUGGAUGAGCUUUCAAUUGAUGAACUGCAGAGUUCCUUGUUGGUCCAUGAGCAAAAGGUCAACUGUACAACCUCAGAGGAGCAAGCCUUGAAAAUUUCAAUGAAUAAUGAAUUCUCAACAUCGAAAGGAUCGAGUCGAGGUCGAGGAAGAGGACGAGGCAGAUGUAACAGAGAAGGAAGCAGACUCACAAAUUACAAAUCAGAAGAUCAUCACACCUAUGAUCCCCGUUGGAAAGGCAAAGGACUCGAAAAUCGAUAG
Messenger RNA from Camellia sinensis, 486 nucleotides. Lineage: Eukaryota; Viridiplantae; Streptophyta; Magnoliopsida; Ericales; Theaceae. The record is from RefSeq and is a predicted model, not a curated record.